AUGUCCAACUUCGGCGCAACCUUCGUCCCUGGAGGGUUCGACGACUAUUACAUGCCCGAGGUCGUUGCACCUUCGCCUCAGCGUGUGACGCCCCAGGUCCCCCAGAACAUGCAAAACGACCUUCAGCGCAUGGAACUCGAAGCCCGCGAAGUCGACCCGAACCGCCGCGACCCCAACAUCGUUAACCGUCACGGCCGCGAGCCGUCCCUGUCCUCCGUUCUCAAGCCCACCGACGCUGGCGCACCUGCCUUGCCCCCCAAGGGCUACACCAACCCCUCCGCUGCCGCGCCCUCUUCCGACAACUUCAAACCUUUUCACGAGGACAGCGCGAGCGGCAGUCACCAUACCAUGCGGCCGAGCGCGACGCCGUCCUUCUCCCCCUUUCCCAAGGUGAAGGGCGACAAUAUACCCCCAACCGAUGAGGAGAAGGAGGAGAUUUUGUGGAACGCCCGCGAACAUGUCCUGCACUCCAACAAUGUUUCCAUGCAGCUGUCCUGGGCUCGUGACACUUUGGCUUGGGCCGAGAUUGUCUCCGAAGCCAGGUCCAGGGACCCGGAGAGCGGCCGUCAAACACCAAAGGUCGAGCACGAGCUGCGUACCGACGCCUUCAACAUCGUCGAAUACUUGGUUGGCCAAGAGCAUCCCGAGGCGCUCUUCAUGAAGGCGAAAUGGCUCGAGUUUGGCAAGUUCGGCUGCCGUCCUGACAAGAGAGAUGCCUAUGCAAAGUACACUCGCGCUGCAGAGCUCGGCUACGCGCGUGCUGAGUACCGCUUGGGCAUGCUGUUCGAGAACUCCAACGAUUACAGCAAGGCCGUCGAGCACUACUACCUAGGCCUGCGACUCAAAGACUCGGCAGCCAUGUACCGCCUGGGAAUGAUGAGCCUGCUGGGCCAGCACAACCACCCCAAGGACUACCAACGCGGCUUGGAUCUCAUCAGAGAAGCAGCAGACCUGUCGGACGAGGAUGCGCCACAGGGUUCUUACGUCUAUGGUAUGCUCCUUGCGAAAGAUCUUCCCGACAUCGAAGUUCCCGAGGCGUUGCUUCCUGUCGACCUGCCAUUGGCCAAGAUGUACGUCGAGAAGGCGGCUUACCUCGGCUUCGCCAAGGCUCAAUUGAAGAUUGGCCAGGCUUACGAGCUCUGCCAGUUGAGCUGCGACUUCAAUCCGGCUUACUCCAUUCACUACUACGGCCUUGCCGCUCAGCAGGGUCAGCCUGAAGCUGCGCUUGGAGUCAGUCGUUGGUUUCUGUUCGGAUACGAGGGCAUCUUCAAUAAGAAUGAGCAGCUCGCGUUCAAGUACGCACAGGACGCCGCCAACGCCAAGCUGCCAACGGGCGAGUUUGCGAUGGGCUACUACUACGAAAUCGGUGUUUACGUCCCCAAGGAUCUUCGCCAGGCCAGAUUCUGGUAUGAGGCAGCAGCCGAUCACGGCAACAAGGACGCCGUCGGUCGCCUCGAGGCCUUGGAUCACUCUAAGAGCUUGACCAAGGCCGACCACGAGACAACGACGCUCACAAGGAUCAAGUCCCAGCAUGGGUCUCAGCGCGGCAAGCGGCCUGAUCGCUUCAAGCAGCCCAAGCAGAUGCCGACGGUUUCGGAGAGCGCGCCGGCCACCCCUACCGACCCCGGAUACCCCACCAACACAUCUGCCCGGACAUCUCCCCAUCCGUCUCCGCGAGCCAACCCGACUGUUGCCCAAGACAACGUUGACUUCCCCGAUCCGUCCAGACCCAGCAGCCGCGGCAGACCUAACGCCUUCAACGUCAAUCUUGAUGCCAACUUGGCAAUUAGACCCAAAUCAGCUGCGCCGUACCCCGAAGACGACAGGCCAGCGCCUCUCAACCUCAACCGGCCAAAGUCAACGGCCCCGUACCCCGAGGAUGAUCGGCCCGGCCAGCGACCUGGGGCUGGUCCGCAGCUCUCUCCUCACUACAGCAGCGGUGGCCGCCCUCCUGCUGGCCCUCACUCUGACCGCCCGGGCAGUGCCUUCGGAAUACGUACCGGACCUGGCCCCCAGGGAAUGGCUGGCAACGUGCGACCGUCGCAGUCGAUGGGCAAUAUGAUUCCCCCGGCUGGCGCGGACCCGCGGGGCCGUCCCAUGACGGGCGGCUGGGACCAGUCCGCACACAGACAGCCGAGCCCGGGCCCUGGCGCCCGACCGGCUACCACCCAGCCGUACCCCAUGUCUCCUGGUCUUCCCUCAAACCCGGCCGCGAACAAGCUCACCAAGCAGGGCCCCCAGCAGUUCGCCAAACCUCAGCCGUCACCUCCAUUUCAGCAAGGGUACGGACCGAGCGAUUACGGCCAACCCGUACAUGCGCAGCCCGGCCGUGACUAUGGUCCGAGAAUGUCAUCCAUCCCUCCUGCCGAGCAAUAUGGCUAUGGCAGACCGCCUAGUGCCGCACCCAACGGCGCGCCCUCGCGCGUCGACUCAUUGCCGCUCAGUCCCUCGGGUAACCCGCGUCCACAGGGCGGACCCGGCGGCGCGCCUCGACCCUAUGCCAACAGGCCAGAUCUCGUUGAGCAGCCCGGUCGCGUUGGCAGUGCGCCCCCUUCGUCUCAGCCGCGACCCCAGCAGAAGCCCAGCCCGGCUCCCAGCGCAGCAACAAUGCCUCCUCCGAAGAAACAAGCGACAGGCCAGGGACCCGCGACUUUCGAGGAGAUGGGUAUUCCCAAGGGCAAGGAUGAUUCGGACUGCGUAAGUUCAUCUCGUCUCUUGACAUAUGGAGCACUUUGCUAA
Colletotrichum karsti is the source of this 2739-nucleotide messenger RNA. RefSeq lists its product as uncharacterized. Gene Ontology annotation, molecular function: protein binding. The coding region runs from base 1 to 2739 and encodes 912 amino acids. The record is from RefSeq and is a predicted model, not a curated record. The transcript is spliced from 2 exons. NCBI's taxonomy places the organism in Eukaryota, Fungi, Ascomycota, Sordariomycetes, Glomerellales, Glomerellaceae.